UGUGUUUGUGUGUUUGUUUGAGUGUGCAUUAGCAUAACAAUGUGUACCAGAGUCACGGCUCCUGCAGCUGCAGAUUCACCUGAGCAUUCUAGCACCUGUCCAUGUUCUCCUGCCCACAUAUUUAAGCGUCUCUCUCGUGUCCUCACUGAGCUGACAUGAACAUCUUUACCAAGGUCCCAGGAUUAGCCCAACAAACCAGCAAGCUGGGGUCUGUGCUCCAACGUGCCUUCUACGGGUCCAGUGGCAGGGUGACCCUGUUUGAGCAGAGGAACUUUGCCGGCCGACGACUGGACCUGAGUUCUGACUGUGCCAGAAUUAGUGACAAGAACUUCCCUGAGAGAUGCAACUCAGUGCAGGUGGAGAGUGGAGCAUGGAUCGGCUACGAGCAUGAGAACUUCAGGGGACGUCAGUAUCUGUGGGACAUGUCUGACAGGGGAGAGUACAACUGCUACGACAAGUGGUGUGCUCAAGUCGACCAUGUGUCCUCUGUGCGUGCUAUCAAACAGGACAACAAUCCUGCCAGAGCUCAGCUGUUUGAACGAGCUGGAUACACUGGGAAAAAAAUGGAAAUACAGGAUGACAUUCCCAACAUGAUGAACCAUUACAGUCUCAACAGAGUCGCCUCCAUCCGUGUCCUGGGGGGAGCAUGGGUGGUGUACCAGGAGCCAAACUACAGGGGCCCUCACUACAUCCUCGAGAAACGUGACUACAACAAUUUCUCAGACUGGGGCAGUCAGAACAACACCAUCGGCUCCAUGCGUCGUAUCCGCUUCAACUGACCCACACCUAAAACCGACACAGUCAACACGACUGCCACCUAGCGUCACCUACUGUUUUUACCUGACAAUAAAAUGCCAUUUAAUUUAAAAUGUU
Messenger RNA from Cynoglossus semilaevis (tongue sole), 873 nucleotides. It is a transcript of the gene crybgx, whose product is annotated as crystallin beta gamma X. Gene Ontology annotation, biological process: lens development in camera-type eye; visual perception. The record is from RefSeq and is a predicted model, not a curated record. The coding region runs from base 156 to 779 and encodes 207 amino acids. Lineage: Eukaryota; Metazoa; Chordata; Actinopteri; Pleuronectiformes; Cynoglossidae. Gene Ontology annotation, molecular function: structural constituent of eye lens. The transcript has 6 exons.